Anas platyrhynchos (mallard) is the source of this 2121-nucleotide messenger RNA. RefSeq names its product phenylalanyl-tRNA synthetase subunit beta (gene FARSB). The record is from RefSeq and is a predicted model, not a curated record. Gene Ontology annotation, biological process: phenylalanyl-tRNA aminoacylation. Gene Ontology annotation, cellular component: phenylalanine-tRNA ligase complex; cytoplasm. Gene Ontology annotation, molecular function: phenylalanine-tRNA ligase activity; RNA binding; magnesium ion binding. NCBI's taxonomy places the organism in Eukaryota, Metazoa, Chordata, Aves, Anseriformes, Anatidae.
CAACACCCCCGCCCCGUCCUUCCCGGCGCCCCGGCAGGCGGCAGCGCUGAGGCGAGCGGGCGCGCAGGCGCGGGGCGGGCCGGGUGCCGCCAUGCCGACCGUCAGCGUGCGGCGAGAGCUGCUCUUCCAGGCGCUGGGCCGCAGCUACACUGAUGAAGAAUUUGAUGAGCUUUGCUUUGAGUUUGGCCUGGAGCUGGAUGACGUGACAUCUGAGAAAGACAUCAUAAGUAAAGAAAAGGGUGAAGGAAAGGCAGAGGGUGCAUCUGACACUGUUCUCUAUAAAAUUGAUGUUCCUGCCAAUCGAUAUGAUCUUCUUUGCCUCGAAGGGUUGGUCCGAGGACUGCAGGUCUUUAAAGAAAGGAUAAAUCUCCCUAGGUAUGAAAAGAUAAUACCAGCUAAAGGUGAAGGUCAGAAGCUGAUUAUCACUGAAGAGACUGCCAAAGUCCGUCCUCAUGCUGUAGCUGCAGUUCUCCGUAACAUAACUUUUACCAAAGAACGCUAUGACAGUUUCAUUGACCUCCAAGAAAAGCUACACCAAAAUAUUUGCAGGAGAAGAGCAUUAGUAGCAAUAGGUACCCAUGACUUGGACACCAUUGCUGGUCCAUUUACUUUUACGGCUAAAGCACCUUCUGAAAUUAAAUUCAAGCCCUUGAACCAAUCGCAGGAGUACACAGCUCCACAAAUAAUGGAUCUGUACAGGACUGACAGCCAUCUUCGACACUAUUUACACUUGAUUGAAAACAAACCACUUUAUCCUGUCAUAUAUGACAGCAAUGGUGUUGUUCUGUCCAUGCCACCAAUCAUCAAUGGAGAUCAUUCAAAAAUAAACCUAAACACAAGAAAUGUUUUUGUUGAAUGUACAGGCACAGAUAUGACAAAGGCAAAAAUUGUUCUUGAUACUAUAGUCACGAUGUUUAGUGAAUAUUGUGAGAAGCCAUUCACUGUUGAAGCAGUAGAAGUAGUUCUUCCUAAUGGGAAGACCCACAUCUAUCCGGAACUGGCUUACCGAAAAGAGAAGGUGAAACCUGAACACAUUAACAAGAAGUUAGGAAUCAGUGAAACUCCAUCAAGCCUUGCAAAGCUGCUGACUAGGAUGUGUUUGAAGUCACACGUCACAGGGAAUGGGAACAAUAUAGAGAUUGAAAUCCCUCCUACCAGAGCGGACAUUAUCCAUGCAUGUGAUAUCGUAGAAGAUGCAGCAAUAGCUUAUGGUUAUAACAACAUUCAGAUGACUAUUCCGAAAACGUACACCAUAGCUAAUCAACUCCCCCUCAAUAAGCUCACAGAACUUCUGAGACUGGACUUGGCGGCUGCUGGAUUCACUGAAGCACUCACUUUUGCCCUGUGUUCUCAAGAAGACAUUGCGGAUAAACUUGGCACUGAUAUCUCUACAACAAAAGCAGUACACAUAGCAAACCCCAAAACUGCAGAAUUUCAGGUGGCACGUACUACCCUCCUUCCUGGGCUACUGAAAACUAUUGCUGCUAACCGAAAGAUGCCCUUGCCUUUAAAGCUCUUUGAGAUUUCUGACAUUGUAGUAAAAGAUCCUAGUAAAGCUCUUGAAAGCUUUCCUUCACGUGGAUGGCUGCUUCACAAUGUUGUGAGGAGUGAUUUUGUAGCGUACUUCAUUUUGAUGGGAAUCACUGCAACAGAUGUAAGAAACACUUCUGAGGCCGCAGCUUUGUACCCUGGGCUCUCAGGCAGCCCUCUCACGGGCUGAGAACUUGCAGGCUGCAAACAAUAUCUAAAUUUGUUUUAAUGUAGUCUGUAGAAUAACUACUGUUUUUCCCAAACUUGGAAAAUUAAACUUGCCUAAUAAGUAGUUUGAAAGGGAAGGGCAGAAAGAAAUAACUGGUAACUGCAAAUGCUGAAAAAUGUGGGAUUGUUCUCUCACAUAUGGAAUGAGAUUUCUUGCAGAAGGCUUAUGUCAUCAGACUGACUAAUUUAAUUUUAUUAUUUCAUGAUUUUGGCAUGCAGAAUUUCCAAUUAAUAAUGUAAAAAGUAUGAGUCAAAAGUGUACUGACAUUAACUGUAUUUGAAAUGGCAUCUUGUAGUCAUUCAUGUGUGAAUGAACCUAGCUUUUAAACACUGGUUUUUAAUAAAAUGCCUACUUACACAGAA